GAGCCGGAUAUUAAAUCCAACCCUCUUUAAAACAUGCACAGUAGAGUUCUCUUGCACAGAUCCUCCAAAUAUCUGGUCCCUACUCCCUUUCAUAAAAUCAGAGGUCCCAUCAUUGAGCCCUGGGGAACUCCGGAUUUAAGUGUUGCCGCUGCAGAAGAGGUGCAUCUGCCAAUCAAGGACUCAAGGAUGCACAUGCACAGGCCCAGGAUCAAGACUUUUGGCAGCGAUGACAGGGACGUUAAAUCCCCGCUCAUUGAAAAUACAACCAAAGUGGGAUCUGCUAAGCUUUUGAUUGAGGUUUAUAUAGAGGAGCUUUGCUCCGGCUACAUGAGACCAUCGAUUUCACAGAGGGGACUGACUCCAGCGGCCGCCUGCAGGAUGAGUAGUAAGAUCACAUUCUAUGAGGACAAAAACUUCCAGGGCCGUUCCUAUGAGUGCGACACCGACUGCCCUGACAUGCACCCCCACUUCAGCCGCUGCAACUCCAUCAAGGUGGAGAGCGGCUGCUGGGUGCUGUACGAGAAGCCCAACUACACGGGCUACCAGUACGUCCUAACCAGGGGAGAGUACCCGGACUACCAGCGCUGGAUGGGCUACAAUGACACCAUCCGCUCAUGCCGGACCUUCUCCUACACCAGAGAAGGCCCUUACCGCCUUCGCAUCUACGAGCGUCCAAACUUCCAGGGUGAGACGAUGGAGUUCAGCGAAGACUGCGAGUCAGUGCAGGAUCACUUCCGCAGCCCCGACAUCCAGUCCUGCAACGUCAUGGAGGGCUACUGGACCAUGUACGAGCACCCCAACUACCGCGGCCGCCAGUACUUCAUGAAGCCCGGAGAGUACCGCAAGUUCAGCGACUGGGGGGCCACGUGUGCCACGACCGGAUCCUUCAGGAGAAUCACUGAUUUUUAGAUCUCACCUCACUCACGUCUGAUCUGAAGACAUGCUUUAAGGAGAGGGAUGUUAACGUGUCUCAGGGGAAGACGGGGAUGUGUCUCCCUGCACAGAAAUAUGAUUUUGUUUUCAAUAACUGAAUAAAUGAAUCAGAUGUAAACGAUUUUCUCUGUGCUUUGAAUAAAACCUGUUUUUAAAUAAUUUA
Molecule: messenger RNA, 1096 nt
Organism: Notolabrus celidotus (New Zealand spotty)
Lineage: Eukaryota; Metazoa; Chordata; Actinopteri; Labriformes; Labridae
Product: gamma-crystallin M2-like
Exons: 4
Coding region: 34-909 (291 amino acids)
Biological process (GO): visual perception; lens development in camera-type eye
Molecular function (GO): structural constituent of eye lens
Source: RefSeq, a predicted model, not a curated record